Messenger RNA from Penicillium angulare, 1779 nucleotides. RefSeq names its product putative MFS alpha-glucoside transporter. The record is from RefSeq and is a predicted model, not a curated record. Gene Ontology annotation, molecular function: carbohydrate:proton symporter activity. The coding region runs from base 1 to 1779 and encodes 592 amino acids. Lineage: Eukaryota; Fungi; Ascomycota; Eurotiomycetes; Eurotiales; Aspergillaceae. The transcript is spliced from 2 exons. Gene Ontology annotation, biological process: carbohydrate transport; transmembrane transport. Gene Ontology annotation, cellular component: membrane.
AUGACUGAAGAUUACGUGCAAGAGGCCGCUACCUCGGUGGCUCCUGAUUCCCAACAUGCGGGCAAUAGGGAAUACAAGGCACCAAAUGCCAUUGACCAGCCGGAUGAGACUCUUGAUCACUAUCAUUCUGUUGAGAGUCCGUCGUCGGAUUCAUCUAUGACUAAGGUUAUUCAAAAUGCCAAAGCGGCGACGGAGAAAGAGCAGAAUAUGAGCUUGUUACAGGGGAUCAAAUUGUAUCCUAAGGCUGUGGCGUGGAGUAUCUUGAUCUCAACGUGCAUUGUGAUGGAGGGGUACGAUAUCAGUUUAGUCAACAACUUCUAUGCAUUUCCUCAAUUCUGUCAGAAAUACGGCACGUUGCAAGCGAACGGAUCAUACCAGGUGUCGGCGUCGUGGCAAUCAGGUCUUAGCAACGGUGCCUACGUCGGCGAGAUUAUCGGCUUAUUUAUGAAUGGUUGGGCCUCGGAGCGAUUUGGAUACCGGUACACUAUCAUGGGGUGUCUCAUCCUAGUCACUGCAUGGACAGCAAUCUUUUUCACAGCACCGAACGUCCAAGCCCUUCUCGCAGCGGAAAUCUUGUGUGGUAUUCCUUGGGGUGUUUUCCAGACGUUGACCGUCACCUACGCCUCCGAGGUGUGUCCUGUUGCGUUGCGAGGAUAUCUCACCACCUACGUCAACUUCUGCUGGGGAUUGGGUCAAUUGAUUGGAAUUGGUGUGAUAAAGGGAAUGCUGAACCGACAAGAUGAGUGGGCAUACCGAAUCCCAUACGGUCUACAAUGGAUGUGGCCUUUGCCGCUCUUUAUUGGAAUUUUCCUUGCGCCCGAGUCUCCAUGGUGGUUGGUGCGAAAGGGACGAACAGGUGAUGCAAAGAAGUCUCUGGAACGGUUGACAAGCAAGAACCGUGAGACGGACUUCGAUCCAGAUGAGACGAUCGCCAUGAUGGUUCAUACAACCGCGUUGGAAGCGAAAAUCACACAAGGAGCUAGUUACUUAGACUGCUUCAAGGGCAUUGAUCGACGCCGGACGGAGAUUGUUUGCAUGGCCUGGGCUAUGCAAAAUCUCAGCGGUAACUCCUUCUCGAACUACUCUACCUACUUUUUAGAACAAGCUGGUCUAUCUUCCGACAAUUCCUACUCAUUUGCAAUGGGUCAAUACGGAAUUAACAUGGUCGGUACCUUCGGCGCCUGGUUCCUCAUGGCUGUAGGCAUUGGUCGUCGGUCACUUAUUCUCUACGGACUAUGUGGUCUUUGCCUCAUGCUUUUCAUUAUGGGUUUCCUCGGCCUCGUUCCAGAAGCGCACAAGGAUUCGGCUUCGCUAGCCACUGGCUCUAUGAUGCUUAUCUGGGCUUUGUUCUACCAAUUGACAGUCGGAACAGUCUGUUACUCGCUAGUUGCCGAGCUUUCCACCCGCCGUCUCCAGAUCAAGACCGUUGUCCUCGGUCGCUGCCUUUACAACAUCGUUGCGAUUAUCUGUGGUGUUCUCACGCCAUAUAUGCUCAAUCCCGGCUCCUGGAACUGGGGCAAUUAUGCCGGUUUCUUCUGGGGCGGUAUCUGCUUCCUGUGCAUUAUCUAUGCAUUUUUCCGCAUCCCCGAGCCGCGAGGUCGUUCGUUCGCUGAACUGGAUCUAUUGUUCGAACGCAACGUCAGCGCUCGCAAGUUUGCGACCACUCAAGUUGAUGUCUUUGACGAGACUAUUGAGGGACGAGUCAUCAAUGACUAUCGGGCGCAGAAGAAUGCCCGCAAUGACCCGAGUCAAGCAGAGAAGAAUGCUGGCUCGGCGUAA